Cimex lectularius (bed bug) is the source of this 891-nucleotide messenger RNA. RefSeq names its product nuclear pore glycoprotein p62-like. Lineage: Eukaryota; Metazoa; Arthropoda; Insecta; Hemiptera; Cimicidae. Gene Ontology annotation, cellular component: nuclear pore; nuclear pore central transport channel. Gene Ontology annotation, biological process: RNA export from nucleus; protein import into nucleus. The coding region runs from base 165 to 773 and encodes 202 amino acids. The record is from RefSeq and is a predicted model, not a curated record. Gene Ontology annotation, molecular function: structural constituent of nuclear pore; phospholipid binding. The transcript is spliced from 2 exons.
AGGUUACUUUUACCUUCAGUUUGUUUCCCCAAGCAUGGUUCUUAUACUUAUGUUUUAGUGCUGAGGUUUGUUUUUAUUUUAUACAAGUUAUUGGCCUUAACAUUAUUUAUGUUUUUUUCGAAUCGAGGCGGAUUUUUCAUAUAAAUACCAAAAGCGAAGGUACAAUGAAUAAAUCAACAGAGGAAAAUAUAUCAGAAGCUGUUUUAAAACAGUUCGAAAACAAUGUCAACAAGUGGACCCUGGAUUUGAUGGAUCAGGAAAAAGACUUUAUUAACAAAGCCACACAGAUUAACGAAUGGGACAAGAUAAUAAAGAAAAACGGCAAUUCCCUCAACGCCAUGUGUCAGACGAUAAAGAAUGUCAUGAUAUGUCAAAAGCAAAUAAUCUGCGAUCUGGACUUUAUCAAGUCUCAACAGGCUGAGCUGGAGAAGGUGGUCGUCUCGAUGGAGAGCGACCCGAACAGGCUGCAGACGAACAGGAACGAGGACCAAAGGAGGCAGUUGUACGAGCUUGCAGAGUCGAUCGACACCAACAUGAAACGGCUAAGCGAAGAUCUCAAAGAGGUGAUUGAGACGAUCAAUGAGAAUGUGAUGGGCGGCUACAACCCCAAUGACCCCAUUCUUCAAAUCGGCAGGAUUCUAAAUGCUAAUGUCAAUUCCCUCAAAUGGAUUGAUGAUUAUUCUAAUAAAAUUAAGCAUACUUUUGAAAAAGUGGCUAAAGAACAGGAAGAAAAAGUCAAAGAAGAAGAACUCAAAACUUCAAAAUCUCAAUAAUUUUUUUAUUUUAUAUAUUUGCUACUAAUACCUGCUGUCAUUAUUUACAUACCUUGUAAAUACAAUUUUUUUCUAAAUUGCAAAAAUUGAGAAUAGAAUCAACAAUUUUAUAACAAUA